Drosophila bipectinata is the source of this 1893-nucleotide messenger RNA. RefSeq names its product circadian regulator cryptochrome (gene cry). Gene Ontology annotation, biological process: entrainment of circadian clock by photoperiod; circadian regulation of gene expression. Gene Ontology annotation, cellular component: cytoplasm; nucleus. The record is from RefSeq and is a predicted model, not a curated record. NCBI's taxonomy places the organism in Eukaryota, Metazoa, Arthropoda, Insecta, Diptera, Drosophilidae. Gene Ontology annotation, molecular function: DNA binding; FAD binding.
AUUCGCAUUCGUCAAUUAGCAACCGGCGCGAGCGCGUCGCGUGUGUGGAAAAUAAAUUCCGUGUUUUGGUAUUCUUUACAAGUAGAGCCGAUCAGCCGGAAAACUUUUCAAUAAAAUUUUCAAAAUGGCUACCCGGGGGGCGAAUGUGAUUUGGUUUCGGCACGGAUUGCGACUCCACGAUAAUCCUGCCCUGUUGGCAGCACUCGCCGGAAAGGAUCAGGGCAUAGCCUUGUUACCUAUAUUUAUUUUCGAUGGAGAGAGUGCAGGAACCAAAAACGUUGGCUUCAAUAGAAUGCGCUUCCUGUUGGACUCCCUCCAGGACAUAGAUGAUCAAAUCCAAACUUUAACCGAAGGACGUGGACGACUCCUUGUCUUCGAGGGAGAACCGAAGCAUAUUUUUCGGCGUCUUCACGAGCGAGUGCAUUUGCACAAAAUCUGCUUCGAGCAGGACUGUGAGCCGAUCUGGAACCACCGGGAUGAGACCAUCCGAUCCCUCUGCGAAGAAUUGGGGAUUCAGUGUGUGGAGAAGGUGUCCCACACCCUGUGGGACCCACGCAUUGUGAUUGAGACAAACGGAGGAAUUCCUCCUCUCACAUACCAAAUGUUUUUACACACUGUCCAGAUAAUCGGCUUGCCACCGCGGCCCACCAGCAACGCUCGUCUGGAUAAUGCCACUUUUGUCCAGCUGGAACCAGAGAUUCUGCGCAGUCUUGGUUUCUUGGAGCAGAUACCCACUCCGGAACACUUCAAUGUCUACGGGGACAACAUGGGAUUUCUGUCCAAGAUUAGGUGGCGUGGCGGUGAGAGGGAAGCUCUGCUGCUGCUGGAGGAGCGUCUGAAGGUGGAGCAGCAUGCCUUCGAAAAGGGCUUCUAUCUGCCCAACCAGGCUAUGCCGAAUAUCCAGGAAACUCCCAAGUCCAUGAGCCCUCACUUGCGGUUUGGGUGCCUUUCGGUGCGUCGCUUCUACUGGAGUGUCCACGAUCUCUUCCAGAAUGUGCAGCUAAGAGCCUGUGUGCGUGGCGUUCAGAUGACGGGCGGAGCCCACAUCACUGGCCAGUUGAUUUGGCGGGAGUACUUCUACACCAUGUCCGUGAACAAUCCCAACUACGACCGCAUGGAAGGCAACGAAAUCUGCCUCAGCAUUCCCUGGGCGAAACCAAACGAGACUCAGUUGCAAAAAUGGCGCCUGGGCCAGACCGGAUUUCCGCUGAUCGAUGCCGCCAUGCGACAGCUCCUGGCCGAGGGUUGGCUCCACCAUGUGCUCCGCAACACGGUGGCAACCUUCCUGACCCGAGGCGGCUUGUGGCAGAGCUGGGAACACGGCGUACAACACUUCCUUAGAUAUCUCUUGGACGCCGACUGGUCGGUUUGUGCCGGAAACUGGAUGUGGGUUUCCAGUUCGGCCUUCGAGCGGCUGCUGGACUCCUCGUUGGUGACCUGCCCAGUGGCCCUGGCCAAGCGACUUGACCCGGAAGGUGCCUACAUCCGGCAAUAUGUUCCAGAGUUAAAGAAUGUACCCAGGGAGCUUAUCCACGAACCCUGGCGCAUGUCUCUGCAGCAGCAGGAGCAGUACGAGUGCCUCAUAGGGGUCCAUUAUCCGGAUCGUCUUAUCGAUCUUACCAAGGCCGUUAAAGGCAACAUGCUGGCCAUGAAGAGCCUCCGGGACUCCUUGAUCACCCCACCGCCUCACUGCAGGCCCUCGAACGAGGAGGAAGUGCGAACCUUUUUCUGGCUGGCUGACUUGACCAUUUAAGGAGUAGCCUCCAAUCCAAACCUUUGAUAUCCAACAUAUUCCUAAUACUGUAUGCAGUAAUAUAGUCAGUUACCCCGUGUAUAUUAUAUAUCAUUAAUAAUGCUUUAUUUUCUUCAAUUAAAAUAAUUUCUACAAUACAA